Drosophila takahashii is the source of this 3633-nucleotide messenger RNA. It is a transcript of the gene Con, whose product is annotated as leucine rich repeat protein connectin. NCBI's taxonomy places the organism in Eukaryota, Metazoa, Arthropoda, Insecta, Diptera, Drosophilidae. The record is from RefSeq and is a predicted model, not a curated record. Gene Ontology annotation, molecular function: protein binding. Gene Ontology annotation, cellular component: plasma membrane.
CAUUAGUCUUCGUUAGGCGGUCUUUGUGUCAACAACGUGUUGCUCCCUGUGAAAAAUCGAAAUCGUGAAGUCCAACAAUCGCCCCUCGCGAUUUUCCGCUCGCGUUUUUCCGUUCACAAGGACUACAAAAGUGUUUGUGUGUUUUUCGCCCAUAAACCAGUGUGCGUGCCAAAGUGCAACAAGUCUUAACCGUAAUUUAAUUGCAACAAUUUCGCCGCUUUCCACAUUUCCCGAUUUGAACAAGUGCAAAACACGACUCGAUCGUAUCGGGCCAAGAAGAUAUAUCAGUGUCGCAGUGUUCGUGCAAAGUGGAGCAUUCAUCUCCCGAAAAAACACAAAAAACCCAGUCAAAUACAUUGCAUUAGUCAGCAGAUCGAGGACUCCUGCUGUACGUGACUUGUCCUUUUCCAGCACUCGAAUCGAAAGAAUCCGCUCGGCCGAGCGAUAGGAAUAAGCUCGCCAUGUUGCCGCAUCAUCAGCGCCAUAAAAUGGCGGCUUCAUCCUGCAUCCUGCUUCUCUCGCUCCUGCUAAUUGGAGGCUGCCUGGUGGCGCCCACCGAGGGACGGGCCAAGGAGGACCGUCGGAACAGGGGGCGUGGCAGCAGCAGUGGUGUCCAGUCAUCCUCAUCCUCCAGUAGCAACAAUAUGAACUAUGGCUAUGGUGGCUCCUCAUCUGCAGGAAUACCCUCCUCCUCCGGCGGCUAUGUGUUUACCAGCAGUAGUGCUGUGAACUCGGGAAGCACUGGCUACAGUGGACCCAUGGACAGCACCGGUUUCUGUACCCGACGACGGGACAUGAAGCUGAUGUGCUACUGUACCCCCGAUGAGAACCAUGUGCCGGUGCAGAAGGCCGAGUGCUGGGUCUUCUCGGAGGGACUGCAUCAGAAUGACACCACCUGGACGCGAUUCUACCAGCAGAAGCGACUGAGGGAGCUGAAGUUUGUGAUCCAAAAUAAUGCUCGAUUGGACUAUAUUCCUACCAUGAUCAUCGAACCGCUGAAGAACCUGAGCAGCAUUGUCAUCGAAUACUCGCAAGUGGAGAUUGUCAAGAGCUAUGCCUUCGCUAAUUUACCCUUCCUGGAGAAGAUUAUCCUCACUAAUAACCACAUCAUGGCUUUGGAUCAGGAUGCCUUCGCCAAUCACAUUAGGCUGAGGGACUUGAAUUUGGAACACAAUCAGAUCUUCGAAAUGGAUCGCUAUGCCUUCCGCAAUCUGCCGCUCUGCGAAACGCUUCAUCUGAACAAUAACAACAUUAGCACUCUGCACGAGGGCCUUUUUGCCGAUAUGGCCAGACUGACUUCGCUUAACUUGGCCCACAACCAGAUCAAUGUGCUGACCAGCGAAAUUUUCCGAGGAUUGGGCAAUCUGAAUGUGCUGAAGCUGACUAGGAAUAAUCUGAACUUUAUCGGCGAUACUGUCUUUGCGGAGCUGUGGAGUCUGAGUGAACUGGAUUUGGAUGAUAAUCGCAUUGAGCGAAUUUCUGAACGAGCUUUGGAUGGUCUGAAUACACUGAAAACCCUGAAUCUGCGAAACAAUCUGCUGAAGAAAAUCGACAAUGGUCUGCUGAGGGGAACCCCCGCCCUGCUGUCCAUCAACGUGCAGGCAAACAAAUUGGAAACGCUGACGUUCUACACAUUCCAGCCAAUUAUGGACAAUUUGGUCAACAGCACCAGUGAGCUGCUAGUGUCAGACAACAAAUUCAUUUGCGACUGUCGUCUGCAGUGGAUCUUCGAAUUGAAAAAUCGCACACGUCACCUGCAGCUGCGUGACUCGCUGGAGGAGCUGCACUGCACGCUGCAGGACCCCAAACUGUCGCACUUUGUGGACCCCGUGCCCUCGAGCAUCCUGGACGAGCUGAACGUGGGCGGAUUCACGGCGAUUGGCAGCAAUAGCGCCAGCAUGGGCGGCGUGGGCAACAGUGUGGUGGGCAGCAGCUACAGUGGUCUGACCAGCCUCGAUGAGUCCAGGAAGCAUUUGUCAGCGAGCAGAUCCCGGCAGGCGUUGCGAGGACAACGGCAGUUUGCCGAGAAUGUGGUGGAAUCGAAGAGGAGGAAGCGCCAGCAGGAGGAUCUUAAGUCGAAGGACCUGGCGGCAGUGGCUCCUACUCACAAGCGAUACGAUUACUACGAUGAUAACAACAGCAAUGGAGGAAUGUCCCUGGGCCAUGGCUUGGAUUUCGAUGACAAUCUCAGCCUGCACAAGCAGGGUUUCUAUGGAGCCGGUUCACCCGUGGUCGUGGGUAGCAAUCACAACGAUGUGGAUGUCCUGAUGACGCCGUCUCACUCGGCGUCCGGCGAUGCCCUGGAUAUGCUGGGCAAGAAGAACGCCAUCUACAUCAAGUUGUUCCUGCUGAAACCGGAAAUGCUGCCCUGCCACGAUGAACUGAGCGAUCCCACCGAGCUGCCCCUGUCCCGAGAUCUCAUGGAUGUGCGCAGCAAUGUGGGUCAGGAUAUGUCGACGGCAGGAGCAGAUCGAUUAUUCCAGGGUAUCGGUAUGAUCAUGGUAACCCUACUUCUCACACUAACACUCAGCCGGGGUUGAAUACUCCAUCGCCUAAAUGGUGACCCUAACGUUUGGUUCUACAUUAGAGCUUGAAAACAAUCGAUAUUUUCGAUAUAUAGAUGUUUCAAUGGAGAAAAAUAUAAAAUAUCAAAAAUUAAUCGAAAUUUCGAUAAUUUUUCGAGCUCUUUUCUACAUUGUACAUACUGUCUUGGAGAUGUGGUGCCCUUGGGAAACGAGCUUCAACACACGAUAAAUACACACGAAAGAUACCAGCUACCAGAGUCCUGUAAAUAUGUAAAAAGGGGUAACGAAAUUCGAUAAAUUUACUACUAUAAACCUAGCUGAUAGCUGUAAUGAUAGACUCUCGACUUUUCACCAACAACUUCAGCAGCAGAUUCAGAUUCAGAUUGAAAAAUGAGAUAUAGAAACCUACAAAGCCCAAAACGAACCCAAAAAGAGAACCUCCGAGCAAACUGGCGUUUCAUUUAAAACAAGAGAUACUCUACUCAACCGCAGGAUGACGACUACCACACUACACUCUACUACAUAGAAUUAGUUUAAACGGUUAGCAAUAGUGACACAUUUGGUUUACUUGAGCAAGGUACAUACUACAGUAAAACUUGGAAAGCGCUAAACGUCUUAGGUGGACAGACAGAGCUGGCCAAAAAACCACUAAAAUGAGGCAUGCCUGUAAGAUAAACGCAAAAGCAAACGCAGAAAAUGACACACAAUCGCUGAAAGUUGCAACGAUAGCCGAUAGUCGAUAGGCAAAUAGACGAUAGCAGAUAGUCGAUAAAUGAUAAAUGUAAUAGGUAAACGUAAUAUUCCCGGCCACCCCGCAGUUCUCUUUAGAUUUUAAGUCUGCUUUUUAGUUUGUAAGACUAUUUGCUACCCUCUACAACCGUCGCCUGAAUUUCCCCCACAAAAACCCCACGGAUAAAUAGAGUUUUUCGCCACGGGAAAAACGCUCUUCUGCUUUUCUCCUACUUUCGCCGCACCAGAAAAUGUAAACGUAAAAAACAAGAAAUAAAAAUAUGAAUACAUUGCGAAUUUAUAUAACUUAUUUGAAUAGAUUCAAAUUAUAGCAAACAAAGGCAUAAAGAGGAUAAAAUAAUAAUACAAAAAACCAAAA